This is a messenger RNA of Cornus florida, 1431 nucleotides long. RefSeq lists its product as uncharacterized. The record is from RefSeq and is a predicted model, not a curated record. The transcript has 2 exons. Bases 117 to 1058 code for a protein of 313 amino acids. NCBI's taxonomy places the organism in Eukaryota, Viridiplantae, Streptophyta, Magnoliopsida, Cornales, Cornaceae.
UCACUUGCAUUACAUUAACAAUGACCCAAGUUCACUUCGGAGACUAAAUAAAUCCACUUUUCUCCACCGGAAAGGUAAGAUUCCGAUCGGUGCCAAAGCUGAAUCCACCGGAAAAAAUGUCAGUGUUUUCGAGUUCUUGGUUUCUCUCUCUAAAACUGAUGCUGGUUUCGACUGGUGUUGUGUCCAUUGCUAUGAUUAUGAAAGUCUCUGUUCCAUUGAUCAUAAGCUUCGCUGUCUAUGAAGUCCCUUCGAUUUGGUCCGCUUUGAUCUCGUGGCUCAGACCUCCUUAUCUCUACGUCAUUAUCAACGGCAUCAUCAUCACCAUCGCCGCCACAUCUCGAUUUCACCAGAAGCUCGACUGUGACAAUCAAUCAGAGCAGUUGGUUUCGCCGAAGUCUCCUCCGUCAGAUCUACAUUCAGAUUUCGCCACCACUUCGGCUCACACUGUUUUUCCCAUUGUGGAGCCACCACCGGCGUUUGACGGUGAAUCUAGGGUUUCGGAGGUUCAAAAUCAAGAAGAAAAUGAGUUUGUGAUCUCGAGGUCUACGUGGACACCACCGCAGAGGAUGAAAUCGCCGGAGGUUCAAUCUGAUAAUCUUUCUCCGGCGUCGGCGAAACCUCUCGUUUCAUCAAGGUUCGGUCACCGGAAACCCAGUCCUGAAGGUGGGAGGGCAUUGAGGGUUGCGAAGCCAAAGCGACAGGAGACAUUGGAGAACACAUGGAGGACGAUAACGGACGGGCGUCACGUGCCACUCACGAGGCAUCUAAGGAAGUCUGACACGUGGGAGAAUCACGGCCGUCACUUGCACGCUGCCCCACAGGAUCAGACUCCUCGGAAGGUGACGAAAUCAGAGACGUUCAAGGACCGGACUAACUACUACGACCCACCGUCCUCGUCACCUGGUUCGGGGAAGCUUCGGAAAGAGCCGUCGCUAAGUCAGGACGAGUUGAACCGCCGAGUUGAGGCGUUCAUAAAGAAGUUCAAUGAGGAAAUGAGGUUGCAGAGACAGGAGUCGUUGAAUCAGUACACAGAAAUGAUCAACCGUGGGGCCCAUUAAUUCAAUCAAGAGCUUCAUUGGGUUGAUGGAUUCAUAUUGAAAAUUUUACAUAUAUUCAUGAAAAUUGUUUGUUGUUUUUAACUCCUGAAAAAAAAAAAAAAAAUAUUAGAGGUUGGGAUAGAGAGUUGAAUCUGAGUUAAUUUCCUUUUUUUAUUUUAAAAAAUUCAAUGGAUAGGAUGGGAUUCAAUAGAAUUACAAGAAGGUUUGUAAAAAAAAAAAAAUCAUAUUUUUGGAUUCUUAUUUAUUUUUAAAUCAAUUCUAUGUUAUCAAUUCAGUUCCUUUGUUUCACAAGUAAUUUAGUUUAAGGAGUACUGUAGUAGAUAUAUUUGACAACACAGUGGAUUAAUACUAACACAAAUGGAUUAAUACUAAC